AUGUUGCAGGAACUUCCUCUCACACACACCUCUCACAUUGCUAGCGAGGAACAGUCAUCGCCUGGGCAAAGCAGCCCCUGUGGCAGUCAAUUGGAUUCGAAGCCAGUUUGCCCUCUUUGUCGUGGAGAGAUCUAUGGGUAUGUUGUUGUAGAGGCUGCUCGCCACUUCAUGAAUGCCAAAGUGAGGAAUUGCUCUUCUGAGACAUGUGACUUUAGUGGGACUUAUUCAGAACUGAGGAAGCAUGCUAGGUCUGAACAUCCUACUGUCCGUCCAUCCGAGGUGGAUCCAACUCGGCAUAGUGAUUGGGUAAGGUUGGAGCGUGAAAGGGACUUGGAAGAUGUUCUUAGCUUGGUCCAACAAGGACCCGGAGAUGAACUUCUUGAUGAUUCAUCAGGGGAUCUUAAUUCCUGGAUGUCGACCGUGUUCGCUGCAAUGUUCCGUUCUCUUGAGGUCAUGCUUGUGACUCGUUUGAUGGAUUCUUCAAGUGGCUCUUCAAGUGGCAGAGAGCAGCAGACGCAUAACCGCAGAUCAGGAAGGAUAUCCAGGGUUCGUUAUGACAAUGAUACCAUUCCUUCCACUAGACGGAGCAACAAUGUAUCAGAUAUUACAUCUCGUCCCAGACGUCUGCGAUGGCGGGCACUGAAUGAUGAUGUGGGGACUAGCCGUUCCAGAUGGGGUCGCAAUUCCAUGUCUGGGGAGGCUGGUGGUCAUGCGCCUAGAUGGGGCAACAGAGACCAGUCGUUGGCCUAG
Messenger RNA from Pyrus x bretschneideri (Chinese white pear), 750 nucleotides. RefSeq lists its product as uncharacterized. The transcript is spliced from 2 exons. NCBI's taxonomy places the organism in Eukaryota, Viridiplantae, Streptophyta, Magnoliopsida, Rosales, Rosaceae. The coding region runs from base 1 to 750 and encodes 249 amino acids. The record is from RefSeq and is a predicted model, not a curated record.